Molecule: messenger RNA, 3995 nt
Organism: Portunus trituberculatus (swimming crab)
Lineage: Eukaryota; Metazoa; Arthropoda; Malacostraca; Decapoda; Portunidae
Gene: Trs23
Product: trafficking protein particle complex subunit 4-like
Exons: 6
Coding region: 209-862 (217 amino acids)
Biological process (GO): endoplasmic reticulum to Golgi vesicle-mediated transport
Cellular component (GO): TRAPP complex
Molecular function (GO): protein binding
Source: RefSeq, a predicted model, not a curated record
CCAAUGAGCGGGAGUCCCUUGGGGCCCGGCGGCAUGUCCCUGUCGUCCACGCGGCUCCUGACCACCAGCACCACCGCUGCCACCACCGCCACCACCGCCAGGGCUACCCACACCAUCCUGCUGGGAAGUGGAUAGCUGGUGUUGUUUGUGUCGACUGUCGAGGCGGAGGUGGGAGGAGCCCUGCACUCUCUGACGGCCCUCAACCACCAUGACCAUCUUCAGCCUGUACAUCCUUAGUAAGUCAGGCGGACUGAUCUACCAACACGACCACAACUUGCCCACUAUUGAGAAUGAGAAGACCUUCAGCUUCCCCUUAGAGCUCAAACUUGACGUGCAGAACAGGAAUAUUGUCGUCUCCUUUGGCCAGCGGGAUGGCAUCAAAGUUGGUCACAUGCUGGUGGCUGUCAAUGGAUUGAAGGUGACAGGCCAGCAGCUGGAUGAUGGCCGUGAUGCUCUGCAGGUGCUGCAGGAUGAGGCCAACUAUCCCAUCAACCUCAAGUUUGCCCGACCCAGACUCACCACCAAUGAAAAGAUUUUCCAGGCAUCCAUGUUCUACCCACUGUAUGCCUUGGCUUGCCAGUUGAGUCCAGAGCCAAGGAGUUCUGGCAUUGAGGUGCUUGAGGCAGACAACUUUAGGAUGAACUGCUUCCAGACUCUCACAGGUGUAAAAUUUAUGGUGAUCUCAGAUCCCAAACAAAGUGGUGUUGAUGCACUGCUUCACCGAGUGUAUGAGCUGUAUGCUGACUUUGCUUUGAAAAAUCCUUUCUACUCCCUUGAGAUGCCCAUCAGAUGUGAGUUGUUUGAUGAACACCUCAAGACUGCCUUGGAGCAAGCCGAGCGCCAAGGCUUCAGCAACGUGUGAUCUGGUACUGUUGACAUCUUUGGUAGUGUUGUCAUGUAUUGACUCCUCCACCUGCUGCUUGUGAUUACUGUUUAAUUUGGGGAAAUUGGUAAGAUGUAUGAUCCAUUUAGCUGUCAUAAGGUUUUCAAGUUCAUUGUUACUGUACUUUACUGAUUGAUCAAAAGGUUCUUUGUCAAUCAGUGCACACCUGUAGAUAAAUUUUCAGGAAUUUCAGAGGGAAAUACGGUAUACGUAAGCAUAAAAAUCAAGUGAGUAAGGAGUAUCAUUCUGUGCUAGACAGCUAAGAUCUUACAGCAGAAGUGGAGCAUACAGCUUUGAGAUGGUAAUGUGGUAGGAUUGUGAUGGUGUCACUUUUCUGGUCUUAUCAAGUCAUGCAGCAAGUUUAAUGCCUUACUGAAAGCCACCUGCUUCCCAUAUAAGUGCACAAGAUUGGUUUGCUUUACUGUUAGAGGGAACUCAUGAAGUUCCUGUGCCAACAAGAGUAGUACUUCAGGGUUGUUAUGCAGGACUCGCUGCAUUGUUUCCAUCCUGUGAUAUUAUGUCAGAUUUAAAAUGACUAGCAUAUGAAUUCUGUGUUCUGUAUACAUUGCAUUACACCAAGCCUGGUCUGAUCAUUUUGCCUCCUAAGAACAUGUGUAAGUGGUGAAAUUACAAUGGCAAACUUUGUACAGUGGAUAAACAUUUAUUUAGUGAACCAAUUUCAAAUUCAACAAUGUUACUUAACAGAGUUCAGUUUUAAUCUUGCUUGAAUGAGUCACAUUACUGUACUAAUGAUAAACUUCUCCUUGAGGGUGAAAGGAUAAAAAAAAAAGUACAACAGAGCUGUAUAUAUGUAUGUACUAUAUUAUAUGUAUUGUUGAUUAAUGAAGCUUCAUGUUCUUACAGGAUGUCAGAAUUAGACUAAGAUUAAUGAAAGAAAACAACCAGAAUGACAAGUUAUGGCACUCAAUACCAGAAUAAAGAAACAAGAUAAAAGAGAGAAGAAUCAUUAUGUGGAUACAGAAAUUUCCACACAUUUUAACAGCUCUAAAGCCAGGGCAUCCCUUGACAAGCUUGCCAAACCAUCCACAGGUACAGAAGCAAAUGAGUUUUAAUUUGCUCCUUAUACUCUUAUUCAAUACUAGGAAAUGGUAGCCUUGAAUAUUAUCUUCCUUAUUAAGAAGUGAAAGGAGGGAUCUAUUUUAAUUCAAUGGUGAAGCAUUAAGGUUUACCCUUCAUGCAGGGCUGAAGUAGGUGAGGGGUAUAUACUGUACUUGGCAAGGAAAAAAAAGUGGUUAUAAUUAUGUUGGUAAGAUUACUUCUCAGUACUUUGCAAAACAAUAUUGAUUAUCAAGGGUAUACAGUAAAUUAUGUAAAAUUAGGCAAACAUCAUUUCACUCAAAAGUAAUUGAUGGCCUAUUCAAAAAGUGCCACAUCUUGGUGUACAUUUUGUAAGUUCUAGCUAAUGUUCUUGAAGGGGUUUUUGGACUCAUACACUUAAGUUGUUUGUUGAAAAUGCUUUUGAUACAUUUUACAUAAUGGCCACCAGAUGUUAUGUUCUGCAGAUGUUUCUCGGAUCUCAAAUUGGGACCUUUUCAAUGUGGCCUCCACCUUGCAGAAUAACUUAAGAAGCCAUGUCUGAAGGGUAGGGACCUUGGCAGGUUUAGUACUAGGCCUAGAAAUCCUGGAUCAGGUGCAAAGAAUGGGCCAGAACAUUAUGAUGCAGCUGCCAAUUGCACCUUUACAUCUGAUCCAAGAUUGGUUCACUGCAUCUCCUACUCUCUUGACAAGGGUCCCUGUUAUAUUGAGCUGUUCCAUAAGCAGAUGGUACUGAAAAUAUUUCAGUUUGAGGGCUGAGGAGACCUCAGACUGAAUGUUACUGUUCUCCUGAUAGCCAAUACAGGACUGAAUUUAAUAAAAAUGUUUCCAGCAAUGAAAAAACUUAUUAAAGUGAUGUAGAGCCACCCAGGGUGCACACUGAGAGAAUAAUCAUAGUUAAAACUAAGAUAUUUAAAGUCACUUAAAUCACUGUUAGGUCAGUUUCUUUUUGACAGACCUUAAGAGCAAAAUGUUGGACAGCUAGAGCCUGAGCUACUAUUUUAACCUUGUUGCUGAUUGACUGAGCCCAAUCUUCUGUUUAGCAUAAUCACUUGCCUCUCCAAUCCAACAUUUCUUUAUUGUUGGACAGAAGAAUGUUUAUGGUUGAAUGCUUGACAAAAUCCAAGGUCUUAAUAAACAAAGGUAAAGUAUCAUGCAAGUUGAAAAUGUUAAUUUAAUGCUGCUAUUUUCACUAUUUCCAUUCUAAAAUUCUCAAGAUGAUGCAGCUAGAGCUGUAAGUGCAUGACAAUGGUUUGGCAUCAUGACAAGAAGCAUGCCUCAUGCGAGCAACUCAGGAUAAAAAGCUAAUUACCACUCUUCCUUUCUGCCAGUAAUGGAAUCAUAAUCAGGCAAACUUUAUAUUAUGUACAGCAUUAUGAUAAUAUUAAGGGAAUCCCUUAACCCCUAUAGGAUGGAUAGGCUGAAUAUCUCUGCCAUGCAGUACUGGAUAAACUUAAUUUUCCACAACAUUAACUACUUCAGAGAAGAGUAGUGAAUGAAAAUGUAUAUACAUUGUAACCACCACUCACUCUUCCUGUCUCAUUUGAACUCUGUAACACAAAGUCAGGAUGCCUUGGUUACCAAGAUACAGCUGGAGUAACUUAGCUUAUUGAGAGAAAUAGAAUGCAUAUCAAAAUAUUUUUAAGUGUAGCAGAGAUCACUACUUACCCAUCCUCUAGGUGUUAAAAAAAACAAAUCUAGUAAUAAAUUCUUGCUCAAAACGAUGAAGAGGAGGGAAGAGUAAACUUGCACUAUGGCAAGCCCAGUCUCUAUCUUAAAAGUGAGAUAAGCUAACAAAGUAGCAGAACAAUCAGCCACAAGGAUAUAUUAGUGGCUUAGACUCCAGUUACAAGUUAUGAUUGAAUGAGCCCCAUGGGUGAGUAGAGGGUAUCUUGAGGAUAAGAAUCACAGAUGCUUUGAUCUAUAUCAUUCCUAAUAGGAUACUUGGUCAUUGAAGGUUAUUUACCAUCACAUCCAUUGCAAUGUGUGGGAUGUGUCUGCAUUGUCAUAUUUUGUAUAAAUUAAAUAAGAAAAAAAAUUAUUGGAAAAGUAAUAA